GCUGAGGAAGGAGGCCUGAGCAGGCGGCACCCAGGUGGAAGCGGCAGGGCCCGCUGAGGCGAACACCGCCGCCCCGCCCGCCGAGCCAGUCCUGCCGCGUCAGGCGGCCCCGGCCCCGCAGUCCCCGCCCGGCGGCGGCGCUGCCCGGCUGGUUCCACAACUUUUUGACAGUUUCUCAGCGGCCGAGGAGGGGGGAAAACAGCUUGGGCUCCGGCUGCGCUGGGGCCGUGAGCGCUCUCCGGAGGAACGAAGCCCCCCUCUCCCCGCCGGCACCAUGUCCCGGGACCCCGAGGAGGUGAACAGGCUGACGGAGAGCACCUACAAGAAUGUUAUGGAACAGUUCAAUCCGGGACUGCGGAAUUUAAUAAAUCUGGGGAAGAAUUAUGAAAAAGCUGUUAAUGCUAUGGUAGUGGCUGGAAGAGCAUAUUAUGAUAGUCUUGCAAAGAUUGGUGAUAUAUCAGCUGAUUCUCCUGUUUCUAAAGAAUUAGGCCAAGUUCUCACAGAAAUUUCAAGAACACACAAGAAACUUAAUGACAGUCUAGAGGAAAGUUUCAAAAAAUUUCAUAAAGAAAUUAUAUCUGAACUGGAGAAGAAAACAGACCUGGAUGUAAAAUAUAUGACUGCAACUUUAAAGAGGUACCAAAACGAACACAGAAGCAAAUUAGAUUCUCUAGAGAAGUCUCAGGCUGAGCUGAAAAAAAUCAGAAGGAAAAGCCAAGGAGCACGAAAUGUAAUGAAAUAUGAGCAUAAAGAAAUGGAGUAUUUGGAAACCGUGAACUCUCGACAGACUGAUAUUCAGAGGUUUAUUGCAGAAGGCUGUAGAGAAGCUCUACUUGAAGAAAAAAGAAGAUUCUGUUUUCUGGUUGACAAGCACUGCAGUUUUACCCAGCACAUGCACUUCUAUCAUGUUCAGUGUGCAGAAUUCCUCAACUCCAAGCUGCCUGGGUGGCAGGAAAUUUGUAGUGAUGCUACCAAAGUGCCUGAAAAAGUCAAAAUGAUGAUAGACGAAAUAAGGACACCUGGUUCCACUCCAAUAUCAGGAACACCACAGCCUUCACCAAUGAUAGAGAGAAAUACCAUGAUUGGAAAUGAUUUUUAUACUCUUUAUGAAAAUGCAUCAAGGGUGCCCCCUGCUCCUACAGGUAGGGCAUGCACUAGUCCACUGGUCGAUAUGUUUAACAAUCCUGCAACGGUUCCAAAGACAUCUUCCGAAAGACUAAAUUCAGCAGAGAAUUCAGAAGAUGCCAAUUUAUCACGUUCAACUUCUGUUGCCACAGGGUUGAAUAUAAUGAAGAGGCAAAAAGUGAAGACAAUCUUCCCACAUACUGCUGGAAGUAACAAGACAUUACUUAGCUUUGCACAGGGGGAUAUCAUCGUACUUCUUGUAGCUGAAGAAAAGGAUGGCUGGCUUUAUGGGGAACAUGAGUCAACCAAAGCAAAAGGAUGGUUUCCAUCAUCGUAUACUAGACCACUGGAAGAACCAGCAGAAGAAAAAGCAUUUGCCCCAGUGCCAAGCCCUGCACCAAUUAGAAGUAUUAGUUCUGUGAAUCUUGCAGAAAAAGCUGGUGUUGUCCUCCCACCACCAGACUAUCUGGGGUCUUCACAAACAGGUUCAUCGUCAGAUAAGAGAAUGGAGUCUUCCAAAGGUACUACUGUUAAAACACCAACUGACAGACCAGAAAACGUUGGUCAGAAACCUGAUAUGAAUGGCAUUGUAAAACCACCCUUUCUAAGUGGAGAAAAUCCAUUUGCAACUGUGAAACUCAGACCAACAGUAACAAACGACAGAUCAGCACCAAUUAUUCGAUGAAUAUACAACAUAUAUACACUUCCUCCUUAUAAACAUCAUUUUCAGUAAUGUCAAUUGCUAUCUAAAGUUGUUCUAAAAAAGAUUAUUUAAAUGUAAUUACUGUACAAUAGAAUCAUACUGGAAUGGAUUUGUGAUUUUUAAAAACCUAUACUUUCUAAUGAGGUUAUCGCUUUGGGCUACUGUUUGAGCACUUUAGCUUGAUUUUAUGGUAUGCCUUUUUGUAGUAGGACAAUUGUGAAAAUACUGGAGGUAGUUUGGAUGCUGUAGAAAAUCUGAGUUAACUAAUAGCUCAAAUCUGAAUCUUUGGCAUUUGCUAUUUGGAAAUUGCAAUGGUAAGUUCUAGAAUGCAAGUCUGCGUAUGCCACUUACUAAAUUAGAAAAGGCUAACUUUUUUUUUCCAAAUUCAGCAGUGUAACAAUUGCCUUAUUAUGCCAGAAUAGAGAAUUGCCUGUAUAAAAUUAUACAUUAUUUUGUUUAAAAAAGAUACCCUAGGUCAUAAAUAAAUAUUUAUCCUCUAAGCAUAGACACAUUUGUAAUGCUUUGCUUAAUGUUCAGAUAUAAGUUUUUAAAUGUUAGGACUAAGCCUAAUGCAUUGUCAACACAUUCUUCAAUGAUUUUUUUUUCUUUAACACAUUGUCAAACUUUAGCCUUAUAAAAGUUGUUAAUAAUAAGGAAGUGCCAUGAUU
This is a messenger RNA of Cygnus atratus (black swan), 2496 nucleotides long. It is a transcript of the gene BAIAP2L1, whose product is annotated as BAR/IMD domain containing adaptor protein 2 like 1. Lineage: Eukaryota; Metazoa; Chordata; Aves; Anseriformes; Anatidae. Gene Ontology annotation, biological process: positive regulation of actin filament polymerization; plasma membrane organization; actin crosslink formation. The transcript is spliced from 14 exons. Gene Ontology annotation, molecular function: protein binding. The record is from RefSeq and is a predicted model, not a curated record. The coding region runs from base 275 to 1810 and encodes 511 amino acids. Gene Ontology annotation, cellular component: nucleoplasm; cytosol.